Chaetomium fimeti is the source of this 1167-nucleotide messenger RNA. RefSeq lists its product as uncharacterized. The record is from RefSeq and is a predicted model, not a curated record. The transcript is spliced from 5 exons. Gene Ontology annotation, biological process: protein folding; response to endoplasmic reticulum stress. NCBI's taxonomy places the organism in Eukaryota, Fungi, Ascomycota, Sordariomycetes, Sordariales, Chaetomiaceae. Gene Ontology annotation, cellular component: endoplasmic reticulum. Bases 58 to 1167 code for a protein of 369 amino acids. Gene Ontology annotation, molecular function: protein disulfide isomerase activity.
AUCUGCGCCCCUGAUUGCCACCCUGCGUUGGACCCUGUCUCUUGUCUGACCUCACUCAUGGCCUCAAAUAUGAUGGAAUCUCCUCUUUCUGGUCAUAACUCACUUACAUUGACAGUUUUGCCUGCAUCUUCUCUUAUCCCUCAGUCCAUCAACAUGAAGUUCAACUUGAAUCACCUCGCACCGUUUCUCCUGGCGUCAAACACCCUCGCUUGGAACCACGUUGCUGGGUCGGAAUUGGCGAAACGAAUCGCCAAUGGCCAAACAUUGAUUGCAUAUGUUCUCCCAGAUGAGAAGGGCAGCCAAGCGCUUGAACAGGAAUGGAUGACAAUCCAGGAGACAGUAGGAAAUACUGAUGUUGUCAGUGUUGAUUGUUCAGCCGAGGCAGAGCUCUGCGACCGAGAUGGGGUCUCCUCAUUUCCCGCUAUCCGCCUCCGUCAGGCCGAUGGAGGGCAUAUUCGAUACCGUGGGCCACGAAAAGCAGCAUCCAUUCAAGGCUUCCUCCGGAGAACAAGUCGCCCCGCGGUCUCAUAUGUGACCGAUCAGAACAGAACUGCUGUUGAGUCUAUCGACGACCUUGUCUUUGUCGGCCAACUCAUUUCCCGCGAUAAGACCCUACAACGGCAGUUUGAAACAGUUGCGAAGAUAUAUCGCGACCGCUACUCCUUUGCGAUAACCAAAGCACAUCAAGUACCCGAACUCUGUUGCUACAACAACCUCGAUGGAGUACACGCCUCAACAACAGUGCUCAACGCCCCCGCGUCUUUUGAGUCUUUCAUCAAAGAGUGUGCAGAGCCUCUAAUACCACAGAUGACGAGGCAAAACGAACUAUCCUUCUACCAAACUCGGAAAAGCAUUGUCCAUUAUUUUGUCCGCAGUGAGAAGGAGAGGGAAGAAUAUGUGACGGAAAUGCGACCUCUGGCGAACAAGUACAAGGAGUAUCUCCACUUUGUCACGAUCGACGCAGACGAGUACGCCGAUGCGGCUGAGAUCCUGGGAAUCAAACGCGGAUCUAAGGGAUUGACCGUGCAAAAUCCCAAUAACGGCGACGUAUUCCCUUACAGAAGGAAGGAGAAGGUUAGCGCUGGGGCCAUGGAGAUUUUUCUCAUGGAUAUCAUCAACGGAAAGAUAGAAGCGUGGCGACCGGGUUCAGGGCAUGAUGAAUUGUAA